Molecule: messenger RNA, 921 nt
Organism: Necator americanus (New World hookworm)
Lineage: Eukaryota; Metazoa; Nematoda; Chromadorea; Rhabditida; Ancylostomatidae
Exons: 9
Coding region: 1-921 (306 amino acids)
Biological process (GO): sodium ion transmembrane transport
Cellular component (GO): plasma membrane
Molecular function (GO): ligand-gated sodium channel activity
Source: RefSeq, a predicted model, not a curated record
AUGUUCUAUCUUGCUUCAAAAACGGAACGUUAUGCUCCCGAUGGAGACGGUUUCUGCCGCCCAUCUUCUUCAACGGACCUAUCUUCAGAGAGUUCCUCAGGCGGUCAUCUUCCCCGCUCUGUAACAUUCACAGCAUGCAAUGAAUACUUCGAGAAAGAUCCCGGAAUGCAACAGCGACGGAUUGGAUUUAAACAACGUGCUUCACAGAUUAUUCUACAAGUGCCGGUAGAUCAAAUACGACGGAUAAAAGAAACGGAAGGGAUCGGUUCGAUUAGUCGUGAAACUCAACAUUUUUCACAAACCACAACUAUGCAUGGUCCAAAACGGAUCUACCAGGGAAAACGUUUCUCAACAUAUUUUUGGAUGCUGAUGAUGAUGGGAUCAGGAAUUCUUCUAAUUUAUCAAGUCGCAACACUUAUUACUAUGUAUGUCAGCAAUCCCAUUGUUUCACAGGUGUCUUUCCUUAUCAGCGAGAACGGAAUGGACUUUCCUAUGGUCACUAUGUGUAAUUUUAAUCCAAUCAAAAAAUCGUAUAUCCGAAAACUAAACGCAACCGGUGACUUCUCGGACGAACUGCUCGAUUACCUUAUGGAAUCGCUAAUGGACACCAAAGCACUGUACAGUAAUGCUGAUCGAGCAGAGCUACAUGUAGGCGAUCGAGCGCUUCAAAUCUAUCAAGAACAACACCCCAACUUCACCAUCAAUGGAUUCUUCUCCGAAGCUGGGACAUCUUUAAUUGGGGACGACAAGGCGACACGUGCACGACUCGCCAUGGAGACUGUCUCAGACUUUGUUCUUACAACGAGAGAACAAUAUCUACACACGUUGUCCUACCUGCGCUUUUCGGAGCCCAUCAAACUUCGACACGACUGCUCUGCAAAAGACCAAGGACAACAGGUCCGAAGUGAAGCAGAUGAAUGA